This is a messenger RNA of Dipodomys spectabilis (banner-tailed kangaroo rat), 1382 nucleotides long. It is a transcript of the gene Agpat2, whose product is annotated as 1-acylglycerol-3-phosphate O-acyltransferase 2. Bases 20 to 856 code for a protein of 278 amino acids. The record is from RefSeq and is a predicted model, not a curated record. Gene Ontology annotation, biological process: phosphatidic acid biosynthetic process. Gene Ontology annotation, molecular function: 1-acylglycerol-3-phosphate O-acyltransferase activity. Lineage: Eukaryota; Metazoa; Chordata; Mammalia; Rodentia; Heteromyidae. The transcript has 6 exons. Gene Ontology annotation, cellular component: membrane; endoplasmic reticulum.
GUCGGGGCUGGGGCGCGGCAUGGCGCUGUGGCCGUGGCUGGCGGCGGCGCUGCUGGGGCUGCUGCUGCUGCUGCCGGCGCUGAGCCGCCCCGCCCGCUUCUACGCCAAGCUCGGCGCCUACUGCGCGCUCUGCCUGGCGGCGUCCGCGCUGGCCUCGGCCGUCUGCCUGCUGCGCCGCGGCGGCCGCUCCGUGGACAACAUGAGUAUCAUCAGCUGGUUUGUGCGGUCCUUCAAGUAUGCGUACAACCUCCGCUUUGAUGUCCGGGGACGGCAGAAGCUGGAGGCGGAAGGGCCCUGUGUCAUCAUCUCCAACCACCAGAGCAUCCUGGACAUGAUGGGCCUCAUGGAGAUCCUUCCGAAGCGCUGUGUGCAGAUUGCCAAGAGGGAGCUGGUGUUCCUGGGGCCUGUGGGCCUCAUCAUGUACCUGGGGGGUGUCCACUUCAUCAACCGGCAGCGCUCCAGCACCGCUGUGUCCGUCAUGGCCGACCUGGGCGGGCGCAUGGUCAGGGAAAAUCUCAAGGUGUGGAUCUACCCUGAGGGCACACGCAAUGACAAUGGCGACCUGCUGCCCUUUAAGAAAGGUGCCUUCUACCUGGCCAUCCAGGCCCAGGUACCCAUCAUCCCUGUGGUGUACUCCUCCUUCUCCUCCUUCUACAACUUCAGGACCAAGCUCUUCACCUCAGGAACAAUCAAGGUGCAAGUGCUGGAUGCCAUCCCCACCAGUGGCCUCACCGAGGCGGACGUCCCAAAGCUCGUGCACACCUGCCACCAAGCCAUGAGGAGCACCUUCCACCACAUAUCCCAAGCGCCCCAGAACGGCGCUGCCGCGGGGCCUGAUGGCCAACCAGCCCAGUAGCCCAGGCCACACAUGGGGACAGCAGACAGGAGAAGAGGCCACAGAAUGGACAGAGUCCCUCUCCAGGGCUGCCAAAUAUCACUGUGUCUGCCCCCCAGCCUGGCUCACAAGGCUCUCAUUCAGGAAGCCGGAGGCCCCUCUGACACCUCUAGGGGGAGCCCCUCUGGGCUCUGCAGCCCUUACCUGUGCCUCCAGGGUACAGGCCUGAGGGCUAGACAGCCAGGCCUUUGGGCAGCCAGCCAAGGAGCAAGCAGGACUGGCCAGAGCUGGCCAGGGAACCAGGCACUGGCCCCAGGUCUUCUGACGUGGCUGCUGCCCAAGGCCCACUGGGUACAGUUUGGCUCUGGAGACCGGACCCUGGCCUGUGUCAGGCCUUCGGGAGAGGAGGUGUCCAGGCAUCACAUGCGUCUUGGGCCACCAGGGCCACAGGGCAGCGCAGCGGGCCGCCCCUCACCGCCUCGAGGACAGCGCAUGGCAGUGUUGUGCUUUUUGUUUUUUCUUUUUAUAAACAAAGUCUUGGAAGUGC